AUGGACUCACCUGGGUCUGAGGGUGUCCCGCAAUUCUCCAGCUUCCGACCUCCCCCUACCUCUCCUCCGGCCGCCGCGACCGGCUCGGAACAUGACCGUCGCCGGCGUCGCUCGGGCCAUCGUCAGCGCGCAGACUCGAAAGGGUCCCCGCGCUCUCGUCGCCAUGAAAGACGUUCGGAUGCUGACCGUAAAAGGGUGAAGGUUGAAGAAAGUAAGAAGCGCCCGAGUGGGGAAGGAAUUGACGAUGUAAACGUUGCAAACGAUGAGGCAAACAAACGAUUUGUCGUCGACAGCCUCGGCGAUCGCGACAAUACACGUUACGGCCUUGAUCGCUACGGCAUCCCUGCGUAUCAUCGCAACGGCAAUGGUUUCGUACUCGGGCUUCCCGGCCGGCGCAUUGAUUACAAAACGCGAUAUGAUCAAGGUCCCCUUCUCAUUCUUCGCCCCGACUCAGGCUCAUCUGCUGCAGCCAAGCCUCUCUCCGCUGAAACCCUAUCUGCUUUGUCCAUAAACCUUCCCCUUCGCCUCCAGUCUGAGAUUAAUGCCAAAAUUCCCGCCGAGACUCAUUCCACCAAGACCCAACAUGCACAAAAUUUCAUACCAACAACAAUCCCACCGUCGCAACCCGGGCUUGCGCCAAGCGUCAACUUAGAUGAUGAUCCACUGUCAUAUCGCUCCAUCCAUAUCCCGGCCAAGUCCGAAAACGAAGCCGUUGAAGAUUUCGAUGCGACCACCAUCACUCGACUUGCUGUCGAAGCUGAAAUUCUGAAACGCAAUGCCCAGUUAAACCGUGCAGUGGUCCAACGACCCAAUGAUAUUCAAGCAUGGAUCCGUCUUGCUGAGCACCAAGAACUUGCUGUCACUGGCGACCACGCCUCCUAUUACGGUGAUGUACACCUUGUGGCGAGAGCCAAGCUGUAUGUGUAUGAAAAAGCCAUCAAGCUUAACGCACAAAAUCCCGAACGCGACCACCUCGUGCUGGCCCGUAUGGAAGAGGGUGCGAAAGUCUGGGACGCCACAAAACUUGCAUUGGAAUGGGAAGAAGUCCUCUGCCAUAACUCUGAGUUCAUCACUGUAUGGAUUGAGUAUCUUGACUACUGUCAGACUAAUAGUCAGGAUUUCAGCUUUGACAAUUGCUUUAAGAUUUAUGCCUACUGCUUGAAGAUCCAUUCACGUGUCGGAUUUGGACCGCAGAAAACACUCGUCAGGACAUACUUGCUACUCCGGUUGACUCUAUUUCUUCGAGAAUCAGGCUACGUGGAGCUAGCUGUUGGUCUGUGGCAAGCGGUGCUCGAAUUUACAUGCUUCCGGCCAGCCCAUCUAUUUGGGAAGAAAGAAGAGGCCCUAGUGGAAUUCACAAAGUUCUGGGCGCCUGGGCACGCCCGGAUUGGAGAGCCUCUUUGGAAACCCUGGAACAGUGGACAACUCUCCCGUGCACCUGCCAACAAGCAUGUUUACACUUCCGAGGCGAAUAUCCGAGACUUGUUCGGAACCUGGGCACCUGCAGAGAGAGAGCGGAUGUUCAAAAAUCGCAUGCCGUCACAUACCUUCGAUGGAUCAAAGGAGAAUGAUGGUUUCCGAGUGGUCCUUCUUGAAGAUUACACGCAGAUACUGCCAUACUUCUGGGACCUGGACGAGCGCCUUGGUUGCCUAGUUGAUGCCUUUUUGUAUUUCUGCCAUUUGCCUCAUUUGACAUUGCCCGAGAAUAUGCACACUAGCCGACUGUGGACUGGUGAUAAUUUCCUGCGAAACGAAUACAUGGACGAUCCUCAAAACACAAUCGCGGACUGGAUCAGUUUUCAGAAACAUGCUGCAACCACCACCCUUGAACCGUUUGCGUUCCCUCAUCAUACCUUCGUUCACACCACCGAUACUCUCUUUGCCGACCCAAAGAUGUGGUUCUCAGCUCUGACGAAGUGGGCUGCAACCACCUCUCAUUCUUCCUGUGUCAUCGAUUCCGACUUUGUACUGUUGACUCUCCAUGCCCUUGUCAACCUCUUCAGAGACAGCCGAUUGGCUGAAUACGCCAUUGCAGUGACCUUCGCAUGCAACAACGAUCUGGGCAAGAAGUACGGAAAACGACUCUUGAAGGAGCGAUCAUCGAAUCUGAGACUUUACAAUGCCGUUGCGCUCAUGUAUUGGCGAACUGGAGAUCAUGAUACUGCUCACAAUGUGUGGUCAACUGCUUUGUCUAUGAGCCAGAAUUUCGACGCUCGGGAGCUCACUGACUCUGCACUCCUAUGGAACUCGUGGAUUUGGGAAAUGCUUCACACCAAGAAAAAAGAACAAGCAUCAUACCUGUUGCAGGCUAUGCCUUACAAUAGAGUCCACUUGCCGUCAUAUCACAAAGCUGAUAAGAUUGAAAUUAAUCAACCCAAUUUUCUCAGGGGCUUGUUUGCGGCUCAAAAGAAUGCUUUGAGGUUCAAGAAAAUGCAAGCAUACGCAGCUUACGCCGACUGCUACGCGAUCGCCCUCUAUCUUAUGGGCGACCCGCUUGAUGAAGUCCUCGAUGUCUACAAUGAUGCAGUCACCUCCCUCGGAGUCAUGCCCAGGACUGACGAUGAUUUUAAGGUACUCGGCGGAGAAUUGCUACACCAGGCCCGAGCCCGGAUCCUGUACCAGUAUGUGGAGAAGCAGAGUGGCCAGUUCAAACCUGCCGAUGUUCGUACCGUGCUGCUAGAUAGCCUGGAAUGGUGGCCCCACAACACCAUGUUCUUGUCGCUAUUCAAAUGGAACGAGGCUCGCCUACACCUCACCGACCGCACCCGCGACAUCUUCGACGUCACCAUCGGGGCCACGGCCAGGGCCGAGCGGGAUCUGCAAGGGCCUGCACCAAUCCACCGUGUGCCCAUCACGACUCACCUUUUCAGCAUCUACGUUGAGAUGGGCCGCCCCAUCAUGCUCGGCUCGACCCCGCAUUCAAUUCGGGCGGCCUUCGAGCGAGCGAUCGGUGAUGACGGAGUCAUCCCGAUCGGGCGGACUCCCACACGAAAGAGUCCCUUCGAGCUGGCAAGCUCGACCUCCGCGCAGAGCAACCUCACAAUCUGGAGGUUGUACAUCCUCUACGAACUGUACGCACAGUACGACGUCGGCCGCGCCCGCCAGAUCUACUUCCGGGCCCUGCGCUCCUGCCCCUGGUCGAAGGAGCUAUACCUGCUCGCCUUCGAGCACUUGCGGGCGGACUUGACCAACCGCCUGCCCCAGUCCCGUCCCACCCGGGCCGGGGAGGUCAGCCCUUCGGGGUUCGACCCUGCGGAGCUUCGAGCUCUGUACACUGAGAUGCUGCGCCGUGGACUUCGUGUCCACUACCAUAUAGAGGGCCACUGGGCCCAGUAG
Messenger RNA from Penicillium robsamsonii, 3336 nucleotides. RefSeq lists its product as uncharacterized. The record is from RefSeq and is a predicted model, not a curated record. Gene Ontology annotation, biological process: regulatory ncRNA-mediated post-transcriptional gene silencing; negative regulation of RNA catabolic process. NCBI's taxonomy places the organism in Eukaryota, Fungi, Ascomycota, Eurotiomycetes, Eurotiales, Aspergillaceae. Bases 1 to 3336 code for a protein of 1111 amino acids. The transcript has 3 exons. Gene Ontology annotation, cellular component: catalytic step 2 spliceosome.